CGCACAACAAAACGUCGUCCUUCAACCAAAGAUCGGAGACCACAUGGCGUUUUUAGAAUUUAGAACAGCGUGUGACGAGAGUGACGACGGAGUCUCAAAGCGUGACAAUAGAGCGGCUUUGUGACAUGGAUGUGGAGGAUUGGAAGGUUCCUCCUGAACAUCCUGACCAUCCUACAAAGCUUGGUGCCUUUGAUGAAUCUUUAGACCAAUUGGAUGCUUCAAUCUCAUCGAUCUCACUACCAGAUGUUGAGCUUCGAACGGGUGUGGACCGGGUGGCUGCGGCCAUCACGGCCAUGACAGCACUGGAUCCCGAGAGCCUCCGCGGACUGCGGGUGAGUCGCUUCUUGAGACAGGCGCCGUGGCACUGGUGGCGCGGAGAGUUGUGGACGUUGUACCGCUUCACGGAAGCGGUGGACACCUUAGAGGAGUUCUGGUCCCACAGCUGGCGACUCGCUGCAUGGAGCAAAUAUGUGAAUGUGCUCUUUCUGAAACAUGCCAUACCAGCAUCUUUGAUGAGCCUACUAUGUGCCGCGGUGGCCUAUGUUCUUUUCCUCAUGGAACUUCUGCCUGAGUGGACUCAGGGUCCUUACCGUUGCAGUUGGUGUUCUUUUUCUGCAGCAGGAGCCUAUGUUUUGACAAUGUUGCUCAGCUGUCGGCAAGCGCGUGUCUUCCUUGACAUCGCUUGCAUCAAUCAAAAAGAUGCCCGGUUGAAGGCUCUUGGUCUUCUCAGCUUGGGUGCGAUGUUGAAGAGAUCGAAGUCUUUAUUGGUGCUUUGGGAUGCAACUUUCACUACAAGAUUAUGGUGCGUUUUUGAAUUUGGCGCCUUCCUGCACAGCCAUUCAGGUACAAAGCCCAGGCUCACAGUUGUCCCACCCCUGCAAGGGGCUGUGUGCUUGGGGUGCGGGUGCCUUCUAGCGACAAUGGUAAUUGCAGCGCAUUGGGGGGAAGACAUGGUGGAGGUCAAAUCCACGAUUGGGAUUUCUGUCGCCGUGCCAUCCUGUGUUCUUUUGACACAUAUGUUGCGAAUAUAUUGGCGCAGCAUCGAUGUCAUGAGACAACAAGCUUCCAGUUUCUGCUUUGAAGAGGCCAAAUGUGUUUGUUGUGAGCGAGAUCAUCCACAAGGCUUUUGCGACAAGGAAAUCAUCGCAAGGUGUAUCGUCGCAUGGUUUGGAUCCAUCCAACACUUUGAACAUCGAGUGCAAGCGGAGAUGGAGGUGACUUUGGCGCAGCAACUUGCAAAUGCAGCCUUUUCAUACGAUCGAAUGGUGCAGGCAGUGAUUCCUUGGAUCUGGUUGCAAAUGGAUGUAAGCGCCAGUCAUUCUGGAGACUGGACCGUGUGGACGCGUUGGGUUGAAUUGAGCAGAGCAUUGACCAUUGUGUUUGGAAUUCUUCCUUGCAUCAUGAAGUUUCUAUGUCACCUUACUUUCAUUCUGCGAGCCCAACAUUGCAGGAUGUGGGUUGAUGUGCUGUUGUCACUGGUGAUUUUUGUCCCUGUACCUGUCCUGUUCAGUGGGGCAAUCACCUUGGAAGAAUAUAUCGUGUGGUUUCUGAUUGACCAUCCAUAUGGACCUGUGUAUGGAAGCUUGCUAUCCUUGACGAUGUGGAGCACUAUCACUUUGCUAUUGUGGAAUUGCCUUCCGAUGCUAAAUUUAACAGGUGGAGCGCCACCAACUGACGCCGAUCAGGAACGAUCUUGAUUGCAAAUUUUAAGAUUCUGUGUUGGUGCGUCCAACAACAUUCACAAUAUUUUUUCUUAAUCACGAAAGGUAGCCCUUUAGGGGAUACCUUGAGUUUGUCUUGCGAAACAAGUGUUGGGACGUCCGGAUCUAAUAAUUGAUCACUCAAUUCAAACCCCCCCCC
This is a messenger RNA of Durusdinium trenchii, 1860 nucleotides long. The record is from the annotation of a GenBank genome assembly. Lineage: Eukaryota; Dinophyceae; Suessiales; Symbiodiniaceae.